CUCUUGAUGUUCUGUGAGCAUAACCUCACCUUUAUCUAUUGUCCAUGUUGUUGUUUAUUUAAUUGUCAGUGUAUUUUUUAGUGUUUUCACUAGUUAUGUGAAUCUGUUUGGUGGUGUAAUGGUGGAAGUGUUCACACUACGUGGAGUAAGAGCACUGUUGUUUGUGGCUGAACUUCGGAGUGAUGUAAUGUGAAGAGUCAUCAUUUAGAGAUUAGUAAAAUCUGAUUGGUUUUCCUAGUGUUCAAAGGGCCCAGAAACCAUUCCAGAUGGACGUGAAAACGGAAUUAGAAGUUGAUAUCAAAGAGGAAUUUGAAGUUGUUAGAAAUAUAGUAAAAGUAGAAGACAAACCUGGGGAAUACGAAAACGAUUCGAUCGAUGCGGGCAUUAAUAGAUCAACAUCAACAAACCACGAAUGUGGGCAGUGUAGAAGAACAUUUUCAAAAAGCUAUUACCUGAAACAGCACAUGUUAUCGCAUUCGGUGGAACGUCCGUUUCAGUGCGAUAUUUGCUACUUAACGUUCAAACGGCGUCAUUAUUUGGACACUCAUCGAAAUAGGCACCCCAAGAAAACACGGGCUGAACCAAACAUCGAACCGGCUAUUAAUGGUGAAACAACCGAAAUAAAACAUGAUGAAGUCGGCACCUUAAAUCCCGCAAACGGCGAAACGUUAAGCACAUACAAAUGCCACAAAUGCAAUCAAGACUUUCCAUCGUCGAGCCUUCUGUUGGAACAUUCCCGAUUGCAUUCGAACGAAAGUAUUUUCCAAUGCGAUCUUUGCAAUGCUAAGCUCAGAAGCGAAGACCGUUUCAACUAUCACCGGAAGUUGCAUGCCAGACAAAACCCUAUAGAGUGCGUAAUUUGCGAAAAAUCGUUUCUGUGUAAGGCUUUACUCACCAAGCACAUGGUGACGCAUUCAGAAAAACGACCCUAUCAAUGCGAGUUUUGCGACUUCAGGUGCAAGUAUCGAUCGCAGCUCAAUUUUCAUCGAAAUACGCACACGAAGGAGAAGAGCUACCACUGCCAAUACUGUGGCAAAGAGUUUCUGACUCCACCGAACUUAUACGCUCAUUUGAGGAGUCAUUCAGAAGAACUGCCUUUUGAGUGCGACAUUUGUUAUGGAGCGUUCAAAUUGAAGAAAUACCUCACUCGACACCGGCUGACACAUGUGAAGAAGAAUUUUAAAGUUUAGCUAAUUAGAUUGGUAAAUCAGUCUGCACGACAGAAUAGUCCAGUUUUUCCAAAUUCCACGUCAAUAAAAGACAGCAAUGUUUGUUUAAAAUGGAACGAGGCAUCAACAACCAGCAUUACAGACAAAGUGUGAACCAGUUUGAAAACUGUAGAAGCAGAAUAGUUGAAGGCUUGAAACAAGGUUUAAAACAUGAAGAGUGUCUAAAGGGUUAUUUGCCUUGCGUAAGUUUUUUUUGGAGGUUCACUAAUGCCGAAAACAUUCCAAAAAGCCUGAAGUUUUUCAGUACACUUGCGCUUAGUUUGCUCUUUACUUUAUACGGAAACAUCUAUUUAAGGAAAAUCCCUUUAGUAAGUGAAAGGAGUUUUCAAAAUUAUCGUAUCAUCAAAAUAACAUCAGGCGAAAUACUUAAUGAUUGCACCUAAUUUUUUGGUUCUUCAGAUCUACGCUCCCUGAUUGAUACAAUCAUUCUGUACAUUUCGAAUAUAUUGGAAAAUGAAAUGAGAUACCUGGAUGUAUUAAUUCAAAUUUAUUUACCGAUAUGUACCCAUUAUGUUAGAUUUAUGUUCACGCUUCUAUAUAAUUUCAUAACCAUAGUAUAAAAGCUUGCAACAGUCACGUUUCAAUGCUCUUAUACCGCAAAACAGAUGCAAUAUAAUUAGAUUUCUUCAGUAA
Messenger RNA from Dendroctonus ponderosae (mountain pine beetle), 1862 nucleotides. RefSeq names its product lipoyltransferase 1, mitochondrial. Gene Ontology annotation, biological process: protein lipoylation. Gene Ontology annotation, molecular function: lipoyltransferase activity. The transcript has 3 exons. The coding region runs from base 267 to 1190 and encodes 307 amino acids. The record is from RefSeq and is a predicted model, not a curated record. Gene Ontology annotation, cellular component: mitochondrion; cytoplasm. NCBI's taxonomy places the organism in Eukaryota, Metazoa, Arthropoda, Insecta, Coleoptera, Curculionidae.